Bombina bombina (fire-bellied toad) is the source of this 4228-nucleotide messenger RNA. It is a transcript of the gene AGGF1, whose product is annotated as angiogenic factor with G-patch and FHA domains 1. The transcript is spliced from 14 exons. Lineage: Eukaryota; Metazoa; Chordata; Amphibia; Anura; Bombinatoridae. The record is from RefSeq and is a predicted model, not a curated record. Gene Ontology annotation, molecular function: nucleic acid binding; protein binding. The coding region runs from base 59 to 2245 and encodes 728 amino acids.
AAUUUUCGACCUGUGAUCAGCUGAGCUAUGUGAGGUUUUCUUUACUGAAGCCCACACAAUGUCCCUGACCGGAGAGGUGCAGUGUUGUGGCGGUACCGAGUAUCUGCAGGCACAGGACGAGCUGUCGCCUUUAAUUGGUCCAGACGACGCUUCUUCCGACAAUAAGACGCCGAUAUCUGAUGCAGCUCUUGUGGGCCAGCAGGAAUCACCUACAUGCUCUGCGGUGUCAGACUCUUCCGUGGGCUCUCCCAGUGCCGGGUAUUCCAUUAGCCCUCCACAGACUCCAGAUUCGCCUGAUGAGACGUUGGCCGCUGGGCUGUUCAAACGGGUGCGGGCCCUGGAGAAUGAGCUGAGAAGCUGUCGCCGGGAACUGCACAGGAUACAAAGAGAGCUGAACCGCAGCAAGAAGUUGCACCAGAGCUCAGAGGCCCGGAACUUGGAGCUUCGUACGCAGGUGGAAGAAUUGAGCAUAAAAAUUAAUGAAAGCAAUACAACCAAACUAGACAAGACAGACCAGGAAGCACAGACAGAUGAUUAUCCUGCUUGGUCUUAUGCAGACUACUAUUACUAUGCUGCCCAUCAGACUCCAUAUAGUACCAAUGCUCAUGAAGCUCCUGCGCAGGAGGAUGGAAGUAAUUGUGGUCCAGACUCCAGUAUACAGUCAGCCAUUAGCAAUCCAUGUGCAGAAGACAAUUUAGCAGAGUAUACACAAGAAAUUCAGGUAGAGGAGGGCACAUCUCUAGCUGACAGCUUAAGAGCAACUGCAGAAGCUGCAGUGUCACAGACAGGAUUUACAUAUGAUGAAAGCUCUGGAAUGUAUUAUGAUCACAGCACUGGAUUUUAUUAUGACUCGGAAAACCAGCUACAUUAUGACCCCACUACUGGUAUAUAUUAUUACUGUGAUGUGGAAAGUGGCCGCUACCAGUUUCAUUCGAGAGUGGACCUUCAGUCUUACAAUGGGACAGACCCACAGCCAUUGAAGUCAAAAAGGGGGAGGAAGAAAAACCGUGAGCAAUUAUGCAGCUCUGUCAGUGAAGACAAGGAUUUAGAGAAUGUGAGAGCGCAGAACACUGCUACUUCUUGUAGUACAGCUCAUGAUCGCUCAAAUUCCUGUGAAAGUGUCAGUGAGAAAAAGAAGCGAAAGUUGGACAAUUAUGUAGGAUCCAAUGAAAGAGAGAGUUCCUCAUCCUCUGAAGAGAGUGAACCUGAGGAAGGAGAAAUUACUGAUUCUGAGAAUGCGAAGACAUCCAGUGAUGAAGAUAUGGCAAGUGGAGAUAAUGAGACAAUAGACAGCUCUGAGACUGAAGAAACUGACAAAAUCUGGCCUCCUUGUAUUAGAGUAAUUGUUGUCCGCUCACCCGUACUGGAGAUAGGAUCUCUGUUCAUCAUCACGGCUGUGAAAACUGCAACCAUUGGAAGGGAGAAGGAUAUGGGUCAUACCAUCAGGAUUCCAGAGAUCGGUGUCAGUAAAUUUCAUGCAGAAGUAUACUUUGAUUCUAAUCUGCAAAGCUAUGUUCUUGUUGAUCAAGGCAGUCAGAAUGGCACAGUUAUUAAUGGCAAUCAAAUUCUUCAGCCUAAAGAAGUCUGUGAGCCGUAUGUGCUGCAGCAUGGCGAUGAAGUGAAGUUUGGGGAGACUGUUCUUUCUUUUCAUGUUCAUCCUGGCAGUGAAACAUGUAAUGGUUGUGAGCCUGGGCAAGUCAGAGCUCAUCUCCGUCUUAACAAAAAAGAUUGUUCUGCAGGUCCUAUAUUAAGCAAAGAAGACAAGGAACAGCUAAGAAAACAAGGGCUUAAACAAAUCAAAGUGAAAUAUGGUUUACAGAGUGCUGAUCAUGAAGACCACAAAGUCUUGAUGAAUCCAAAAUACAAAGACAGAGCGGGAAGAAGGCGGAAAGAAGUUGGCAGCGAGGGCACAUUCCAACGUGAUGACGUACCUGCAUCUGUUCAUGUUGAAAUAAAUGACAGCAAUAAAGGUAGACAAAUGCUUGAGAAGAUGGGAUGGAAAAAAGGAGAAGGUCUUGGCAAAGGCAACGGUGGAAUGAGGGAUCCGAUAAAACUUAAUCUUCGAAAAAAGAAGGCUGGGCUUGGAUUGUGUAAUACUUCCUGCAUUGAAGAUGUGCAGAUUAAGACACAAACGAAGAAGAACUGGGAGAAAGCCAGGGAGCGAUAUGCUGAGAAUUUCCCAGAUGCCAAAAUAAUGGCCGAUACAAAGAACCCCACGUCUUGGGUUAAAGGAGCUGCAGAAUGACAUUUUGUUUCUAAAAGUCCAAUGGAAGGCAUGAAUUCAAAUAACUGUAUAAGCUCUGGUUUUGUACAUGAGAAAUAUUUGUAAUUUUUUUUUUAUUAUUUGUAAAGACAGUCUUUAGUUUUCUCAUUUACUGAAUAUGAAGCAGUAGAUGAUUCAUAACGUAUGUGUUAAGUUCUGGAUGGAGAGAAGCUGAAACAUCAAGCUGUUGAACAAAAGACAUCUCGUAUUCCUGCUUACUUACCUCUUUCUCAAUUCUGACCGUUUUUCUACGAGUUCCGCCUUUUCAAUUCCUCUCCCUGCUGAAUGGACUCUCCUUAGCUCACAUACACAGCUCUGACCCUUCUGUUUCAUUAAUUUGCCUGCAAGGGACAGAGGCAGACACUGCUGUGAGAUACAGAAUCACAGAGCAUAGAAUUAUGUACCCAGGUCAUAUAGAUGCCCUGUAGUGAGAAUUAAACUGCUGGCACACUCCAUGAGUUUACCCUACCCACAGGAUGCACCUCCUGCUUCCUAAACUUACCAGAUCACAAACUUCUCCAAUUACAUUCAGAACCUCCAUAACACUUAAUGGCAUAAUGUUGAUCAUGUAAAUUAGGGGUGUCCAGUUGGCAUCAAACAUACCAGGUAUUAAGAAACUUCCUUAUUAAACACGUCAAUCAAUAAGGGCUAGUACGUUUAUUUUAAGAAUUAAUAAGAUGUUUGUCUGAGCAUUUUUGUGACAGUAGGUGGUUGUCACUAGUGUAAAGGUCAAACUAUUGUACAUCAAUUAGAUAUUGUCUUAAAGGGACAUUAAAGUAAAAAAUGGCAUGCUCUAAUCUUUUUAAAUUUUAAAGCUAUCAACAUUGCAGUACUGUGUUUAACCCCUGCAAUGGGGUUAAACACACAGAAGAAAUACCGCUCGAGACUCGCGGUGCACUGCUGGAGCGCAUCUGAGUUGUGCAACUAGAUCAGCAGUGAGUUUCGCUCUGGACCAGCAGCGCACAGUAAGUCACAAGAGAUAUUUCUACUGUGUCUUUAACCUGGUUGCAGGGGUUAAACAGUGCUACAGGGUUAAUAGUGUUAAAAUAACACGCUGAGACGGAUUAGAGCAUGUCAUUUUUCUAGUAUAAUGGCCCUAUAAUAGAUAAUACAGUGUGGAAUGUAGACUACGGAAGGGUGAAAAUGUACCUGAAAGCCACCAUUAACUGCUAAGAAAUAAAUAAUGGUCGCAUAAAAAAAAGAAGUGGGAAGUAGCCUUCAUGAGGGACUGAGAGGUUCAUGUCUGACAAUAUUUGUCUUCAACCAAAUAAGCUUUUUACCACCUAGUUGUUGUAAUGUUGGACGGCCUAUUCCCUUCUUGCUUCCCCAUCUUCCUCUAUGUUCUUUUGCUGACUCUUAUUACCUUUUCUUCUCUUGUCUCAUUUUUUUCAAAUAAAUGUUGAGGGGAUUGUGCGGGAAUAGGAUUGAGCUCCUGUUUAACCCUUUAAGGACAUAGCUUUCAGUUUGCUCAAUUGUUUUAUGACGGAAAAAUUCUGUCAUAUGUCCUUAAGAGGUUAAUUGCUCAUUUGAAGUUUCUGCCUUUCUCCAAUUAUUGACUCAAUAUAAAAGGGCAUAAAAAUGAAUUGGCACAUGUAAUUUUAACACUAGAGACACCCCAACUCAAAUUAUAGUACAAUUUAGAAGCCACAGAGUACUGCUGGUCUUGGGCGGGAACUUCUGGUCAUCCAAUCAGCAGUGAUAGUCACACAGCUGGGUUGUGCUGAUUGUGUUAGCUACAGUUUUAACUCAGGACCAGUAGUGUGCUGUGGCUCCAUAGUGGUACUUUAACUGUGUCUUUAACCCCUUUGCAGGGAAUAAACUUAUAGAGUUGGGGCGUUGCUAGUAUUAAAAUUGCACACAAUAACAAAUUAGAGCAUGUAAUUUUUUUCUUUACUGUGGUAUUUUAACCCUUUAAUUAUCUGAUCUUUUGCUUUAUGUGCUGUAACAUAGAACCUGAGGAAAAUA